Messenger RNA from Racocetra fulgida, 353 nucleotides. NCBI's taxonomy places the organism in Eukaryota, Fungi, Glomeromycota, Glomeromycetes, Diversisporales, Gigasporaceae. The record is from the annotation of a GenBank genome assembly.
AUGUGCUCAGAAAGACACAGUAAAAAAAGACAAGAAACCAAUCCGGCUAAGAAAACUAAAGUAGAUACAUACCUUAAUGUGAUAGUUCUGUCUAUUAGCACUUCACUUUCUAGAAAUAAUAAUGCUUCAGAUUUUCUCCAAGUUGACAAUAUCAUUGAUGAUAAUUUUGAGCAAACAUUAGAAGCUCAUCUCUUAUUUGAUGAAGAAGUUGAAGGCACAAUAGAAAUAGAAGAGUAUAAUAUUCUAAGUAAUGAAAAUGACGAUGAUAAUAAUGCUAAAGCUCUUUCAUACUGCAUAGAUGAAGUAGAAAAGUUCAUUGCUCUACAGUUUCAGAAUGCCAAGUCAUCCGAAGA